Messenger RNA from Grammomys surdaster, 1156 nucleotides. RefSeq names its product intraflagellar transport 20 (gene Ift20). The coding region runs from base 374 to 847 and encodes 157 amino acids. Gene Ontology annotation, cellular component: centrosome; Golgi apparatus; cilium. NCBI's taxonomy places the organism in Eukaryota, Metazoa, Chordata, Mammalia, Rodentia, Muridae. The transcript has 6 exons. The record is from RefSeq and is a predicted model, not a curated record. Gene Ontology annotation, biological process: centrosome localization; protein localization to cilium; intraciliary transport.
GCAAAGGCUUCUGGGCCUAGUGGGCCGUUAUCUCGUGUUGCAUCUAUUUCCCAGCAAGCACCGCGGAGUGGGCGGGUGCUAGUGCUUCUGGUCUCUGGGGUGACGUGUGGCUUAUAGGUCUUAUAUCGGUGGCAGCCCCCGGUUGCAGUUACCGGAGAGAAGCUUCUACCGACAGUCGUCCGGGCCGCAGCGCGCCGCCGAGACGGCUCCGCAGCUAAACUGUGCUGCUCCAGGGCAGGCACCAUGUUGCAUUCAUCUUUACACCCUGGCAUCUAGCAGUGUCGGCAUGUAGUAGGCACUCAAGAAAUGUAUGUUGAAUGAACGAUGCCUGUGACAAGCAACUGGACUUUAUUCUUUCCUGACCCUUGCUCCUAUGACAUACCUCCUGAUUGCCUCUAUCACCCCUUCAAAGCAGAACUUCUCUAGGGAGCCUGGAAGGGAAACAGCUAUGGCCAAGGACAUCUUGGGCGAGGCAGGGCUGCACUUUGAUGAGCUGAACAAGCUUCGGGUGUUGGACCCAGAGGUUACCCAGCAAACCAUAGAGCUGAAGGAAGAGUGCAAGGAUUUUGUGGACAAAAUUGGCCAGUUUCAGAAAAUUGUUGGUGGCCUAAUUGAGCUUGUUGAUCAGCUUGCCAAAGAAGCAGAAAACGAGAAGAUGAAGGCCAUUGGUGCUCGGAACUUGCUGAAAUCCAUAGCGAAGCAGAGAGAAGCCCAACAGCAGCAACUCCAGGCACUGAUAGCAGAAAAGAAGAUGCAGCUAGAAAGGUAUCGGGUUGAAUAUGAAGCUUUGUGUAAAGUAGAAGCAGAACAAAAUGAAUUUAUUGACCAAUUUAUUUUUCAGAAAUGAACUGAAAUUUUCAGUUUAAGAUCAGGAAGGCAAAAAAGCACCCCAAUCAAAAACACAAAAACCAAACCUCUGUACCAUUCCAGUGAUUUGACUGAUGUUUGUCAUGGCAGUGUGUUAAGGGGGUAGCUGGUAAACACAGUGCAUAGCCACUGCUAGUGGCCAGGCAGCACAGGGCCUCACUUCUUUGACUUCUCAGCACAAACUAAGUGUCUGUAAACUUUGGUCCACUUUUUUUUUUUUUUUUUUUGUACAUUCACAAAGCUCUUGAGGAAAAGCAAUAAAUACCAUUUGCAAAUGCCUUGGUCUUUC